AUGGAGGGGGUCAGUGAGGACGAUCUGUGCUGGCUGCAGCUCGAUGACUUCAGGCUGCUGCUCAUCAGAAACAUCGACCCAUCCAGGAUCACUCCUUACCUCCGUCAGUGUCAGGUGAUCAGCGCUGAGGAUGAGGAGCAGCUCUUCAACGACCCGACGCUCGUCCUCAAGAGGAGAAAAGUUGGAGCACUGCUGGACACCCUGCAGAGGACAGGAUUGAAAGGUUACACAGCCUUCCUGGAGAGCCUGGAGCUCGACUAUCCUCAGCUGUACACCCAGAUCACCGGGAAGGAGCCCAACAAGACCUUCAGCAUCCUCAUCGACACAGGAGGGGAAUCCGCCCUGACUCAGUUCUUGAUGACGGAGCUCAGCCGUCUGCAGAGGGCGCUGCAGGAUGAGAGGCGGCGCCGCCAGCAGGCGUGCUCCGUCGCCAAGGAGCAGGAGGCGUUGUCUCGCCAACAGCAGCUGAAGGACCGCGAGCUGAAGAAGCUGACGGAGCGUGUGCAGAAGAUCCGGGAGGAGCGGGAGCAGCUGAAGGAGGAGGUGAAGCAGCUCAGAGAUCACAACUACAGCCUGAUGUCCGACAUCAACACUCUGAACCAGGAGAAGAGCAACACCUUGUUGGCCAACAGAGACCUGCAGAUAGAGGUGGAGCGCCUGAAGCACACGGUGCUGAGAGCUGAGAGCCAGACUCGACUGCUGAAACGACGGACCUUGAGGCCGCUGCAGGAGAGCAGAAACUUGCCUUUGCCGUCAGAUGACUUCUGCCACCUCAGUACACUUGAGGAACAGAAGGAAGAGAAGCAGGAGGAGACACAGAAGGAGGAGAAGCAGGAGGGUCGGGAGGAGAACUUAAAGGAGCCUCAGCAGCAUCUUCCGUGUCGAGCUUCUCCUCAAAUGAACCUCCUCACCACCGUGUUCAGGCUGAGGAGAGAACUUCACAGAGCCGAGGAGCAGAAAACCAAGAAUGUGGAGGCGAGGGAGGAGCUGGACCUGCACUGCGCUCAGCUGAGAGGAGACGUCAAGAUGUACCGCCAGCAGAGCAAACAGACGCUGCAGCAGCUGGAGGAGGUGGUCCGAGAGAGAGACAAGGCUCUGGUGUCUCAGGCGCAGCAGCAGGAGGAGGCACGGCUGCUCCUGCAGGAGAAGGAUCAAUACCGGGAGCGCGUCAGGCAUCUCACUGAGAAAUCCGACAAGCUGGAGCUCCUCCUGCUGAGGUCACAGGGGGAGGAGCUACAGCUGAGGACACGACUCCGCAAGAUGACCUACAACUCCCAACAGUUUGGGAGGAGCGUGAGCAGCGAGGAGGAGGAGCCCACUGAGAGCGCCGCUAAAGGCAGCAGUGAAGAAGUUCGCAGUGGAACAUCAGGCGAGAACGAGGAGGCGGCCACUCAGCAGCAGGAGCACAGUCCUCCUUUAGGAGGAACCAAUGAGACCGAGCAAAGGCCCAACAACACUGCACCAUGGGAAAAGCAAACGGACAACUUCAUGUCCUCCUCGAGUCAGCCAAACUUCUUUUACCGCAGGAAGCGAGCCCUGAGGUCAAAGUUCAACGGCACGGAGUACGCAUGCGGGACCCUCGACGACAGCAGCGGCAGCGAGAUCACCGAGUCCGACUGA
Nematolebias whitei (Rio pearlfish) is the source of this 1620-nucleotide messenger RNA. It is a transcript of the gene card9, whose product is annotated as caspase recruitment domain family, member 9. The record is from RefSeq and is a predicted model, not a curated record. Lineage: Eukaryota; Metazoa; Chordata; Actinopteri; Cyprinodontiformes; Rivulidae. The transcript has 13 exons. Bases 1 to 1620 code for a protein of 539 amino acids. Gene Ontology annotation, biological process: positive regulation of canonical NF-kappaB signal transduction; regulation of apoptotic process.